Annulohypoxylon truncatum is the source of this 1365-nucleotide messenger RNA. RefSeq names its product Gar1/Naf1 RNA binding region-domain-containing protein. Gene Ontology annotation, molecular function: box H/ACA snoRNA binding. Gene Ontology annotation, biological process: ribosome biogenesis; snoRNA guided rRNA pseudouridine synthesis. Gene Ontology annotation, cellular component: box H/ACA snoRNP complex. NCBI's taxonomy places the organism in Eukaryota, Fungi, Ascomycota, Sordariomycetes, Xylariales, Hypoxylaceae. The record is from RefSeq and is a predicted model, not a curated record. The transcript is spliced from 2 exons. Bases 124 to 777 code for a protein of 217 amino acids.
CUGCAAAGCUUCGAUUCGUCCGUUGCAAGUCGCAAAAACCGCGAAAUCGACCAUCACAGCCUCAACGAAGCAGCCAGCAACGCACCACAGAGGCCAAUUGACCUCGCACCACACCGUAGAAAAAUGUCGAGAGGAGCGCCGCGCGGAAGAGGCGGCUUCGGCGGAGGGAACCGCGGGUUCAGAGGCGGCGGCCGCGGCGGCUUCGGCGGCACUCGAGACUUCGGCCCCCCCGACACGAUCCUAGAAAUGGGCUCGUUCCUGCACGCGUGCGAAGGCGAAAUGGUCUGCGAGAGCGUGAACCCCAAGGUGCCGCACUUCAACGCGCAGAUCUUCCUCGAGAACAAGACGGCCGUCGGCAAGGUCGACGAGGUCCUGGGUCCCAUCAACCAGGUCUACUUCACUAUCAAACCGUCCGAGGGUAUCCAGGCCGCCUCUUUCAAGCCCGGCGACCGCUUUUAUAUCGGUGCGGAGAAGUUGCUUCCGCUGGAGAAGUUCUUGCCUAAGCCUAAGCCGCCCCCUGGGGCUCCGAAGGUGAAGAAGCCGAGUCGUGGUGGUGGGGGACGCGGAGGUGGACGCGGGGGUCCGAUACGUGGGGGUGGAGGGCGUGGAGGUGGUGGGUUCAGCCGCGGUGGCCCGUCGAGAGGGGGACGGGGUUCGUUUGGUGGCGGAUUUGGCGGGGGAAGGGGUAGUGGUCGCGGAGGUAGUGGUGGUUUUAGCAGAGGCGGUAAUGGAGGAGGACGGGGACGAGGCGGGUUCAGCAGGGGAGGUCGAUAUUAAAGCUGGGCACAAGUUGAUAUACCCAACCGACGCCAACUCAAACCGCGCCAUAUCUUGCUUCCCCCCUUUUCCUACGACUCUCGGAAGGGAUUUGAGAAGGGACUUUAUCCUCGCGUGGUCGUUGCCCUAUCCUAUCCUGUCCCCUUAACUAGUUGAUGUUCAAUACGGCACCGGAACGGCGUUACGAGGAUUUCUGAAUUUAUACAUAAGUCUUUUUCUAUGAUGAGAAUGAGAUGGUUUUUUUGCGUCAGGUGAGAGUAAGGAAUCAGAACAUUGUUGCUCCGGCGUGAUGUGGGAUGAGUGAUGGCUUCUAGAUGUAAAUAUACUGUGACCAUAUCAGGACGUUCAAAGGCUUUAGGGAUCCGCUCAUAUCUGUUCUUCGGGCUCUGAAUUUGGAUGUAAAUCUUAGACUUGAAUGAUCCGCUGGUGGCAAUACCCCCUUUUGCCCUUUGGUUAUGAACUCGACAUUUCAACGUUCGAAUAUGAUAGGUCUUGGCCUGAAGAGAUCCGAAAAUUUUCUACUGCGGCUUAAAAUUCGUCACUAAGAGACACGAUAUUUUUAGUAAAUGAAAAUCAAGUCUAGAUCUG